AUGUCGAACAAAGCCCUCGACCUCUUCGAGCCAACCUGCAAGGACGGCGCAAAAUGGUAUGCCUGCGAGGCCACAUCUUCAAACCGCUCACCCUUCGUGGGCUGCUGCAAGACUGACCCCUGCUCCAUCAGCGGCUGCGCACUCGGCAACCUCGCGCCCGUCUCCUUCAAUGCCUCCGCGUACGGCACCCUGCCCGACCCCUCCUGUGGCUCCGCGUCUACCUUUUACUCGUGCGUCAACAUUCCAAAAAACGAUACCACUUUCUGGGGUUGCUGCAAGACAAACGCGUGCAACCACCAGGGCGAGCCAGACAACAAGAGCUGUCCGCAGAACGACCUCACCGCGGCUGUACUCGAUACCGCAAGUCUACAGCAAGCAUACAGCAUUGAUGGAAAGACUGGAUUAGACAACUCCUCGGGCGGGUCGUCGCACACAGGCGUCAUCGUAGGCGCCGUAGUAGGCGGCGUCGCUGUCGUGGCCAUCAUCGCGCUCCUUGUCUUCUGCCUCUUUAAGAAGCGCCGGAACGCAAAGAUUGACGCGCGACCCGCGUCGUCCUCAUCGCGCGCCGCGUUCCCCGGCCAAGGAGAGAAAACAGAGUACCGCCACUCUGCCUACGACGAAGGUACGAACACCACUUCCACUCUCUCCCCCGCGACGCCCGCGUCCGCGCACAUGCACCCCCCUCGUGGACCUCACGACCACGCUCUCGGCAUAUCUAACGCCUCCCUAGCACCGCCACUGUAUAAUAGCCCUAAACCUCCACCGUUCGCGGCGUUUGGACAACACCAGUAUGCACCUGUCGCGCAGAGUAGCGAGCCGCAAGAACUCCCGGCCGACUUCACGGCUGGGGGUACUCAACGGUACUCUGAGUUGCCCGCGGAAGGCGCGCAUCCCAUGCGCGCGCCUGCGGAGUUGGAGAGUCCCAUGGUGAGUCCGCAGCCGUUUGCGAGUCCGAGGCAGAGCCCCAAGGUGCCGCAGUCAUCAAGGGCAGGAGAGGGGACUGGGGAGAGGCCUGGGACCGCGGAUACGACGUAUAGGGUUAGUUUGGGAGGGCUUGGGAUUGCGUCGCCGCGGUAG
Paraphaeosphaeria sporulosa is the source of this 1077-nucleotide messenger RNA. RefSeq lists its product as uncharacterized. The transcript has a single exon. Bases 1 to 1077 code for a protein of 358 amino acids. The record is from RefSeq and is a predicted model, not a curated record. NCBI's taxonomy places the organism in Eukaryota, Fungi, Ascomycota, Dothideomycetes, Pleosporales, Didymosphaeriaceae.